Ciona intestinalis (vase tunicate) is the source of this 1875-nucleotide messenger RNA. NCBI's taxonomy places the organism in Eukaryota, Metazoa, Chordata, Ascidiacea, Phlebobranchia, Cionidae. The record is from RefSeq.
UGGAUAUACACCAAACUGAAAGUACGAGUUAAAUCGAAAGAGAGAGGAAAUUGUAAGUUUUAUUGGACCAGACAAGACUAUGGCGAAUAUGAUUCCAAUUCAUUGGCAAAAUGAGAUUGAUCAAGAACAUCAGAGUUUGAUAAAUAAUUUCCAACUUCCUUUUCGUGAAUCGGAUGCUUCGAGCCCAAAGGAAAAUCAAUUAACACCAACUUGGCAAGAUGAAAAGUUUCACCAAGCAGAUUUACCCAGCUACCAUGAACCAACAAAUCCCUCGGAACUACAAAUGGGUUUAUCACAACCGCCACAAACCCGAUUUUAUCAAAGUCAACCAAGAACCGAGGCCCACGCAAUUCGUUCACCGCUGGAUCCACAGGUUCAAGUUCAUCUACAUGACCGGCAGUUGUGGGAUAGUUUUUCAGCGGCACAGACUGAAAUGAUCGUUACAAAAACUGGAAGGCGAAUGUUUCCCGGCUAUCGAGUAAAAAUGUCGGGAAUGGACCCGAAUGCUCAAUAUUGCGUACUGAUGGAUAUUUCGAGCGUGGACGAAAACAGAUACAAGUUUCAACACGGGGAGUGGGUGGUAGCGGGUCGGGGAGAACCCCAAGUUCCGCAGAGAUUUUAUUUACACCCCAACUCACCUUGCAGCGGGCAACAAUGGAUGAAAGAAAUUAUUUCGUUUCAUAAAGUAAAACUCACAAACUCUUGUGGAAACUCAGCCGAUGGAAAGUUCCUCAUACACUCCAUGCAUCGGUAUCAACCUCGUAUCCACAUCGUUCGUACUGAUGACGUCAAUACUUUGCAUCUUCAACCGAUGUCAACUUUCGCUUUUCCGCAAACUGUUUUCGUCACAGUAACCGCUUAUCAAAAUCACGAGGUUACCAAAUUGAAAAUAAACAACAACCCAUUUGCUCGGGGUUUUCGCUCAAAUGGAGGAAAAACCAAAAAUAUGCUUGCACAAAACCAACAAUGCGAUCUUCAUGUCGUCGAACCAAAUAUCCCGCAAGAAUAUUCAAGAAAGAGAGUACAACCAUCUCAACUUGGCGACGAUCUCGCACAAAUGGCAAAACGCUGGCAUGGGAGCUCACCUUAUCAUGAAAAUAUUUACAAGACCCAACAUCCCAUACUGUCGCCAGCAUAUUCCAACACAACACAACAUCACUACAAUUCCACUUUCCAACACCCGAUGCCGCUGAAUGAAAUCAGUCACAACCAGCCAAAUAAUCAAUAUUAUCAGCCCUAUAAUCACUAUUCCCCUCCACAAGCACAAUAUAUUGAGAGUGAACAUUUUGACUUCAGGCCAGCACAGUCAAACAUGCAAGCGUCCCCGGUAUUUUCGGCAGACUCCAACAGCCCCACACACACAGAAUCACAUCUCGAGCUCAGCGUACCAACGACCACAUCUUCGUUUUAUAACCAGCAAGUCAAUUUAGAAAAUGUUGUUUCUCAAACACCUACCAGUUUCGUGCCCACGACGCACCCAAUUACUACUGCAUGCGGCACUGUACAAGUUGCCAACUGUUUUCGGUCUCCACUGGAUUCAACUGACGAGGGAUAUAUUUCUACGUCACUGAGCAACCCCGAUGAAGAAAUAAAAGAAGUCACCGACGUGAUCUCUACUCUAAAUGACGUAUUAUCGACGGAUGUUUCACCAAACAACAUUGGACCAGCCAACUCCAACUCUGCUGAAAUUAAUGGAGACAUAAGUUGUGCAAUUAAUCUUUUGGCAACCUCUGCUUCAUUUAGCCCGAUUUAUUAAAUGUAAAUAUUUUUAUGCGUCUCCCCAUUCUUGUAUUUAUGAUUUAUUUGUAUUUAUAAACCAAACAUCAGUUCGAUUUUGUACCGCGUGUUUUCCAAUACAAUUUUCUACACCAACAA